Ictalurus punctatus (channel catfish) is the source of this 4543-nucleotide messenger RNA. It is a transcript of the gene kctd2, whose product is annotated as potassium channel tetramerization domain containing 2. NCBI's taxonomy places the organism in Eukaryota, Metazoa, Chordata, Actinopteri, Siluriformes, Ictaluridae. The transcript has 6 exons. The coding region runs from base 328 to 1128 and encodes 266 amino acids. The record is from RefSeq and is a predicted model, not a curated record. Gene Ontology annotation, molecular function: cullin family protein binding. Gene Ontology annotation, cellular component: cytoplasm; Cul3-RING ubiquitin ligase complex. Gene Ontology annotation, biological process: protein homooligomerization; proteasome-mediated ubiquitin-dependent protein catabolic process.
UUUUAGUUCCUCCACAAUACUAGGGCGCUUGCAGGAGUCGAUUGAAUAAACAAGGUGGAGCAAUGUCGUGUUUUAGGAAAUUAUGAACUAUGUCGUUGCAAGGCAGUAUUUCUAAUACAUUACGACGUUUUGGUCGCCGUUAUCAGUGCGCUUAGAGCUUAUUUGUUUAGUUUAACAACGCCUUACAGACGUGCAGUUCAUUAGAGGAAAAAGCAGUUUGCUGGCUAGUUUACCUAGCGAGCGGUUGUUUACAUAAUUUGACAUUAAGGUGAGAUAGCCACGUGGAGAAAUCACUAAUUAGACGGACUGUUUUGUCGUUUGGAGAGCAUGGCAGAGCUACACAUUGAAGCGAACGCGUGCGGCCUCAUGGAGCAGAGCGAGCACCGGGAGACCCGCGGCUCCGUUAGCAUGCGCCUCCCGUCGCCCAGCUUCGUUCUUCCAGCUCGGAGCGGUUCUGCAAGUCCGGGCCUGUCUGCGUCCAGAGCUGUGUUCGGCUUCCCGAUGAAAAGCAGCCCCACAUCCCCAUCAGAGUCCACAGAGAAACCGGGGUCCCGGUGGGUCCGGCUUAACGUCGGGGGCACCUACUUCAUCACAACCAAACAAACCUUAUGCAGGGAUCCCAAAUCCUUCUUGUACCGACUCUGUCAGGAAGACCCUGAUCUAGACUCAGAUAAGGAUGAGACAGGAGCUUAUUUGAUUGAUAGAGACCCCACAUACUUUGGACCUAUCUUGAAUUACUUGAGGCACGGAAAGCUGAUCAUCAACAAGAACCUUGCAGAGGAGGGUGUUCUAGAGGAAGCUGAAUUUUACAACAUUGCGUCAUUGGUGAGGCUGGUAAAGGAGAGGAUACGAGACAAUGAGAACAGGACGUCUCAGGGCCCAGUCAAACAUGUGUAUCGUGUACUUCAGUGCCAAGAAGAGGAACUCACUCAAAUGGUCUCCACAAUGUCUGAUGGGUGGAAAUUUGAACAGCUUAUAAGCAUUGGCUCCUCUUACAACUACGGAAAUGAGGACCAAGCAGAGUUUCUGUGUGUGGUUUCCCGGGAACUCAACAAUUCCACUAAUGGUAUUGUUAUUGAGCCAACUGAGAAGGCUAAGAUCCUUCAGGAGAGAGGUUCCCGGAUGUGAGGAGACCUUCUUCGCUGUGCUGACACAGAUUUCCCCCAUCUCCCCUCUUCUCCUCUAGUCUCCCUUCUUUAACCAUACAGCUGACUCCAUCAGCUCACAUGGCUGCCCUUCCUUUUUAUCACCCUCCUCCCUUGUGCCUUUCCACAGUGGGGGUGUCCCCCCCCUCCCUGCAGUGCUGCAACAUUGCCCAUCCAGCACCAUCACCUGAGAUCACUGCUGUUAUCAAAAAUGUAAAAAAUGCUACAAAGUUAGUUGAUCCGUGUUGACUCGCCUCACUCCGUGCGGGACUCACCAUGAUGACUAGGGAGGAGUCCAAGUAAGAUUUUCGAGGUCGUCACUAUAACAACUAAUGUAGUCAUCCACAAUGCCUCGGAACUUGAUCAUUAAUUGCCUUCAUAUCCUCGUCAUAAUUAUCUAUAGACUAUGUCAUUGCUGGCAUGCUAGUUACAAGGAAUGCUUGUGCCCUGGUCAGCUAGGCUGUGUUUCCAUCAUCAGAAUCUCCUCAGGACUUCCAGGGGUGCAAAAAAGUAGACAAAACAGAAUCGUUUGCACCCCUACACCCUUCUCAUAGCAAGCACAUUGACUCACUGUGUAAAACUGAGCGAGUGUAUGAGUGAAUAUCAACAGCAACACUCACUCGUUAUCAUUUCAGUGUCUACCACAGCCUGGCUUGGCCUUUGAACAUGCAGAGCCAUUUGUUUUCAGUUUGUAAUGUAUCUUAUAAUUUACCUGUUCUCAUUUGACCCACCUGAGUUCAUUGACAGGAAUCAAAUGUUCCAGGUCAUGCUGGAGGUGUUUAUUCACCCCUCCUAACAUGGACACGUCAAAAAGAAACAUGCAGUGUUGGUGGCUUGUAAAGAUCAUGAAUAUGGUUGUAUUACAAUAGAGGCUGUUAUAAAGUUGUUUAUGUAUUGUAACAGUCACAUUCGACUGGGGAAGCUUAUGAAUCAACUCCUUGUCCUAGUCUACUUUGUCCAGUGCCUCGUCACUUGUAUGUAAAUUUUUGUGUUGUGUUCUCCCUCUGGCUAUUCAUGUGUGACUGGAAAACUGGUCACUCCAUAGUCUUAUUUCACACUAUUUCUCAAGAAUAGUUUUGUUUCUCUUUAUAUAAGUGCAUCAGUUCUUUGUCUAUCACAAAUGAGCUCCAUGAGACUGUUGAUGGACAACAUACUCAAAUGAAAGUCACGGCAGAACUUUGUUCUGUUGAAUGAUUGUUAAUUUUUUUGACUUAGUAAGUUCAGCUCUAGCACUCCAUAGAACUCUGUCUCUAACUCUAUUUUGGCUGUUUAACUGUUUAUAUCACAUAUUUAAAAAACAAAACAAUUAAAAUGUUAGAUAAGUUGUAGUGGAAUAGCAGUGAAUGUUAAGGGCUCUAUUUUACAUGGAUUGAGAUGCUUGCCCUCAUGUCAAAAAUCUUGUAUUACUUCAGGUAAACUGUGCUUCUUUCAUAUUUUGACAUCAGGGCCAGUAUUUGGUCCUGUUUUACACUGAAUUGCCCUCAUUGUUUGAUAUUUAGCCACUUAAGACUACCUUUCUAAAUCAAAUUACACACCCUUAAAAGUUAUCUGCUAGGAACAAGUGUGCUUCAUGAUCUUCUGACAGUAUUUUAACAUAAGAUCCUUGUUCAGUAUCACAUAGAAUGUAAAACUGCAUGCUUUGAUGUUUGUUUCAAUGUCCAUUGAAAAGCAGCUGAUGGCUGUCACAGGCAGCAUGUCAAUGUGAAUUUUUUUUAUUUUUUUUUGGUUAUAAGUGCACAUUUAAAAGCACGAAUAUAUAUAUAUAUUUUUUCUGUCCCCUGCUAUAAAAUGUGAAGCAAAGGAGAAGUGGUUGCCAAUUUAAACAGUCUUUAAAUUUUCACUUUGAUUUUACAAAGCAGAAUUUUAUGAGAGGGAUAAUUUGUAAGGCAACUCUAGAUAGCCCAGUAGAAAGGUUCCUUAUCCUUUCUUGCAUUUGGACGCUUAGAAUUUGGCUCGAUUUCCACUCCUAACAAUAAUCUGAUCUGAUGAAAUGUAUCCCGCGGAGUGUUUCUUUUUGUUGACCUACAAUUGUUUAUUAUUGAAGUUUUCAUAUUGAGUGUCUGAGCUAUAGAUCUCCCUGCUGCAGGAAAGUAAGAUUUGAUCUUCGCUAUUGUAUUUGUUUUAUGACUCGUGCAAAAUAAGGUAGGUGGGGGGGGAUCACUGAGACAAAAUCAGCUGUGUCUAUACUCUGUACUAUACACAGUUGUCAUUUGUACCACUAUCAGUGUCUAAUGUUGUGCACAGCAUUUCUUAAGAUUUUCCUUCAUACAGGGUUCUUAACACAAAUGCCUGGCUAAGUCAGUGUAUAAUGAUCCCUUGUUUCAGAUUCCAUGUGUAUUUAGUUCAGGUUGGCUUUUCACAUUUUCAUUGUGUGAGUGUAACUGGUUUAUGUUUUUUCUCCCAUCCUGAAGAAACAUUUUGUUUGCACCCUUAAUCUUUUACUUGCACUGUAAUUAUGUCUGCAUCUUAAACUUUCUGUUAAACAGCAGAGACAUGGAGAUAUAUCAUGUCAGUACACUUUACGUUAGGUCAUUUAUAAAAAGAAAAAAACAAAAAAAACAAUUAUGUAACGGUUCCCUAAUUAAUGGGAGGAUUUUGUAAGAUUUAUGUAUCAUAAAGACAUUGGAGCAUGUAGUCCCAUUGAAUUAUAGAUUUAUUUUCCAUGUUUCCUCUCCCAUUUCCUUUUUUUUUUUUUUUUUUUUUUUUGUGUGUGUGUGUGAAACAGUCAAAAAUGUUUUAUGUAGAAGGGGGGGGAAAAAACUUCACAGCAGUUAUUUGGUGUUCUGUCAAUCUGUGGGGAGGGAAGGGGGACUGUGUUUUUUGGUAUGUGAACUUGAAAGCAUGCAUUGUGUUAGAGUAUAUAAUAUUCUAUACUGGGACUUUGUCUAGCCUUGUGGUAGUGUAGGGGUAAAAUGGUGCAUGGACAGUUUUUCAGAGAGUCUGGAUGCCAUGUGCAAGGGGAAACUUUCAGUCAGUCAGUCAGUUCGCAACUCCUGUUUAUUGUGUUUUCAUUUUGUUUUGUCCAAACCUAUCUGGAUAAAAUGUUUAGCACUAAAUGGAUAUUUAGAAGGUGACCCAAUUGGUCAGGGGCGCAGACCUGUCUUAUUUGUUCACAUUAAAGUCUGCCACAAUAGUCAGCAUCACCUGCAUGCUUGGAUAUACAGUACAUACACACGUGUGCACGUGGGCACACAUACCAAGAAAGGCAUUUAAACUUGUAUUGCAAACCUGCUCCUUACACCAGAUGUUUUGAAUGUGUUAAGUUAUCGACUGUAUUGAUGUCAUGUGUGACCUUUUGUCUAAACAAAGUUUGUGGAGCUAAGUGUUCUGGAAAUGAAUAGUCAGAUUGUCCUUUAAUAUAUAAAUAUAUAUAUAAACAGUUUUGUUUGUUUUUUAAA